This is a messenger RNA of Cajanus cajan (pigeon pea), 2424 nucleotides long. Lineage: Eukaryota; Viridiplantae; Streptophyta; Magnoliopsida; Fabales; Fabaceae. The record is from RefSeq and is a predicted model, not a curated record.
AUGGGGAUACAUAAGGUCCUAUCAAACACAAACGGAACACUUUUCUCUUCAAUAGUGUUGGACGCGGUGAAUUCAGACCCAGACAGAAGAUAUGUUAGCUAUAAUGUUACCAUUCAAAUGCCACCCAAGAUAAUAUCUGAUGGCAUGUGGAGUAACUCAACCUCUGGCAUAUUACCUCACAGAGCCACAAUGCCAAUUUUGGAGCUCCAAAUUAUCACCAUUUUCCUCAUCACCCAAUUCUUUCAUACAAUACUUAAACGUAUGGGAUUCCCUUAUUUCGUUUCACAAAUUAUGGCUGGGUUUGUUCUUGGACCUUCUCUAAAGAUAGCAGCAUUGGCACCCGUAAAAGACCUAUUGUUUCCUUACGGGAGUGAAGAUGUGUUGAGCCUUAUAUCAGGAGUGGGAUAUGCAAUGUUCCUGUUUCUAAAUACAGUGCAAAUGGACUUUAGCAUGAUAACUAGAACGGGCAGAAAAGCUUGGACAAUCGCUCUUUCCUCCUUGUUGGUUCCGACAUUAAUUGGUGUCAGCCUAUGCUAUAAAUUCAUGGAGAGCUUGCAAAAUGCCCUUGGAGAGUUCGAUGGAGGAAAACUCCCUGUGAUAGUAAUAUGCCAUACUGGUUGUUCAUUCCCUGUGAUAGCUUUUCUUCUCUCUGAUCUUGAGAUUUUGAACUCAGAACUUGGACGCUUAGCACUCUCAUCGGCCCUUGUUAUGGAUGUAACAAGCCAAGUUGUGACAGGUUUUGGCACUGCUAUUAUGAGCAGCCUUAAAACAGAUUCUCAUGAUCAUGAACUGGGCAAGGGACCUAAACUUGCCCUAUACACUACCCUAAAAUUCAUUAGUUUUGUGUCUGUUGUGAUUGUGGUUGCACGCCCCGCAAUGAGGUGGAUGGUGAGGAUCACACCUGAAGGUAGGCCUGUGAAGAAAUCAUACACUUAUGUGGUGAUCCUUAUGACCCUUGUUGCUAGCUUGUUAGGAGUAUUUGCACGCCAAACUGUGUUAGCUGGUAUAUUGCUCAUUGGUCUUCUUGUGCCAGAAGGUCCUCCCUUGGGAUAUGAAUUAAUUAAACAAUUAGAGUUGUUCAACACAUGGUUCCUUCUGCCUAUCUUUGUCACUUGUUGUGCCAUGAAGGUGGAUAUAUCUGUGCACAUUAAUGGCACCUUGAUCCUUAUUGUGGGCACCAUAAUUGUGGUUGUGCAUUUGCUUAAGAUGCUCAUAACCAUUGGAAUUUGUCGCCAUUGUCAGAUGCCUAAAACAGAUGGUUUGUGUCUUGCACUCCUAUUGAGUUGCAAAGGUGUCGUUGACUUUUGCAAUGGAGUCUUUCUAUUUGAUUCGAUGUUAAUGAGCAAGGAAACCGUGUCCAUGAUGGCUAUGUCAGUGUUGGUGUUGGGAAGCAUUGCACGCAUUGGGGUGAAAGCCUUAUACGACCCAUCAAGGAAAUAUGUGGGGUAUCAAAAAAGGAACAUACUCAACUUGAAACCCAACUCAGAGCUUCGGAUGGUGGCAUGCAUCCACAAACCAAGCCACAUAUUGUCCAUAAGAAAUGCCCUUGACAUAUUUUGCCCCACAACAAGCAACCCUAUGGUGGUUCACAUCUUGCACCUCAUGGAGCUAGUUGGCAGAUCCUCACCCAUCUUCAUCUCACACCGUCUCCAAGAAAGUGUUGAUUCAGAUUACAACUACUCUCAAGAUGUCAUUGUCGCUUUCAACCUCUUUGAACAUGAUAAAGCUGGAACUACAUCAGUUAGCACCUACACAGCCAUAUCUCCCUUACGCUUCAUGCAUGAUGACAUAUGUUACCUUGCAUUGGAUAAGCUUGCCUGCAUCAUCCUUCUUCCGUUUCACGUGAGAUGGAACGAGGGUGGUUCCAUCGAAUCAAUGGAUGACAACAUUAGAACUUUGAACUCUAAAGUUUUGGAAAGAGCACCAUGCUCUGUGGGGAUUCUUGUGAAUCGAUCAAGUUCUUCCAACAUUUGCAUGAAGCAAAUAGGCAUGAUUUUUUUGGGGGGUCCUGAUGAUAGAGAGGCAUUAUGCUUGGCUAAGAGGGCCAUCAAAGAUUGUGCGUAUAACUUGUUUGUGUACCACUUAGCUUCAAGUCAGAGUGAGUCAAACUGGGACAUGAUGUUGGAUGAUGAGGUGCUGAAGAGUGUUAAGGGGUAUUAUGGGUAUAUUGAGAAUGUGAAUUAUGAAAAGAUCACUAUUCAUGACCCUUCUGAGACUACUACUUUUGUCUCUGAGAUAGCGAAUCAGCAUGAUUUUUUCAUAGUUGGGAGACGAAAUGGGAUAAAAUCAUCUCAAACAGCAACACUUGAGAAUUGGACUGAGUUUCCUGAGUUAGGUGUCAUUGGAGAUUUGCUUGCUUCCUCUGAUACCAAAACUAAUGCUUCCAUUCUUGUUGUGCAACAACAACAAAUGCGCAAGUUUUGA